GGCUGUAGAACGACAGUGAGCGAAAAGGCUGUGCGCUGAUCACCGUCCGGGGGUUGGGAGGUAGAGGAGGAGAGCGCAGACGGGGUAGGGGAAAGUAAGGCAAGGUGUGGCGAGACGCCAUUACCCACAUUGAUCUUCUUGCUCCCGUCCCGUUCGGAGGAAAGAGCUCGUUUCGUUAGCAGAGCUCUGUGGGAGUGAAGAUGGCGCGCAAGGCAGUUCUCAUCGGGAUCAGCUAUUGCGACAACCGACAGAUCCCGAGUCUGGACGGUCCUGUCCACGAUGUCGUACACGCGAAAUCCGUGUUGACGUCAUCGUACGGCUUCGCCGAGUCGGAUAUUUUUGUGCUUGUCGAUGAUCCGUGCGUCUACACCGGCGGUGCUCUCUCGCCCACCAAGUGCAAUGUGUUGGCCGCUCUCGAUUGGCUUGUGAAAGGUGCGUGCGAUGGUGACAUUCUCUACGUGCAUUUCUCCGGCUAUGGCUCCCAGGUUCCGUCAAAGGCUUCCUUCGAAGGCUUGGAGGAGGUCAUCCUGCCGGUCGACGCGACGGCCGAUGCUAGCGGUUUCAAGAAUUUCAUCGCACAUGAUGCGUUCUUGGAGAAGUUCGACUGUGUUCCGAAGGGCGUUACUGUUGUCUUCGUGUUCGACACUGGAUUCAGGGCUGAUAAUGAAUGUGCGGCAGCAGUUCAUCAUUACACGUGUCGCAGCCUGCUGAACAAGGCUGUGAGGACGAGGGGCCUCGAGAAUUUCGGCGCAAGGGCGGGUUACAGGAAGCUGAAGGACGAGGGGAGGUUCGCCGCGUUGAAAUCUGGGAAUCCUCUUCGAGACACGUGCUUCGCUACUCCUUCUGCCUGGUUUGCCAGCGACGAACGACAGUCGAGCUGGGACGCGAAAAUCGAAGGGAAAGCUGUGGGCGCCUUCAGUUAUUACUUCUAUGGCGCCAUCACCAACUCAUGCAACGGCACCGAUAUCACGAAUGACAGCCUACUAUCGGCCACUACGCAAGCGCUCUACGAUGCCGGAUUUUUGCAGAAGCCCGUUUUCGCAUCCGUUGAUGCCGACGGCAAGCAGAAGAAGUUCCUUCCGCCCGUGCCUGCGCCGCCCGCUCCCGUCGUCUGCCCGGCGCCGGCCGAGCCGCAUCCUGUCUGCGGACCUGCGCGGACGGUCGAUACUAUCGUGAGGGAUCUGGUCUGUGCUUUGGGUGUCACCGGUCUGGAUAUUGCGACUCGCAUCAAGGAGGGUUGGUCGAAGCUUGAGGUAGACGAGCAAGUUGUCAUAUACGAGUCGUUGUUCACGGCGGGAGGUGUGAACGCGGUGAAGCUGGGUGCGGAACUUGCGGGUGAUGAGUGCUUCCUCCAAACGAUAAAGUGUCUGGGUGAUGUGGUCUUUGAGAAAUGCUCUCGAUAUUCGCUGAGUUACUGGGUCAAGUGCUCCCGCCCGAGUGCGAAUUUCUGCUGCAUCCCCCCUCUUCCUCCUGUCGUCCCUGUUUGCCCUCCUCCCCCUCCUGCAUGUCCGCCACCGCCUGCCUGCCCGCCAGCAUGUCCACCACCACCUGCGUGCCCUCCCGCAUGUCCAGCACCGCCUGCGUGCCCUCCAGCAUGUCCGCCGCCGUCCUGCUUGACACGCCUCCAGGAGCUCUCAAUCGCUUAUCUCAAGAAGCAUGCGGUCUCUGCCGAUUGCGAGACUGUCGUCGAGCUUCUGGCGACUCGAAUUGCCCUCUCCCAAUGCGCCGCCCUUGCCGACCAACAGAGGCUUGUGGAUCAGCUUKCGUGUCUWGUUCAGUCYAAGGCAUACGCCUUGAUYGCUGAGCUGUUCGGUGAUGCUCKCCCACCUGCAGGUCUCAAACUUCCCGGUACCGUCUGCGCGGAUCCGUGCGCGCCSCCACCGCCACCCCCUCCCGCAUGUGUGCCMCCUCCCCCUUGCCCGCCCGCGUUCGUUGAGCUUGACGCUCGGCAGAGCUACUUCGUCRGCAGGAUUGUCAGCUACGUGAAAUGCUCCACGGAUGCSACGAAGGUGAAGGAUAUGGUCACGAAGCUCGCAGGCUGUGCUGGCAUCGGCCUCACUGCGCAGCAGGCAAUCAUCGACGAGAUCGCCACUCUGGUGGAGGCGGACGGGUGGUUUGCCUUGAAACUGAUCUUUGCCAAGGAGGCGCCUGCGGGUUUGAAGUUCCCAGAGAAAUGUGUGGUGCCUGCUCCAGCCCCUUCGGUUUGCCUSCCCCAGGCAUGCCUUACUGCCGUCCAAAUCGCCACGGUGGAGAAGAUCUCGGACCUGGUGGAGAAUACCUGCGAUCGUGAACUGGUGCGAGGAUUGCUSUUGAAGCUCGUGGAACCGUGUCCGUCAGACUUGGACCACAAGCAGAGCCUCCUMGAUGAGGUCGUUAGAUUGGUGAAGAUCGCAGCAAGGCCGUGCCUUCCCKCGUUGUUCGUCGCYGAGCCGYCGAAGGGUUUGAUUUUCCCUGCAGGAACCUUCCASAAGGAUCCUUGCGAGCCCAAGGUAGGGGGCGGCGUGUCGCUGACUGUGCGCCAGAAGAAUGCGGUGGACUUGCUGGUGAGGUAUGCGUUGAGGGCGGUCGAAGUGGAAAGGGUCCGUGACCUGGCCACGGUGAUUGCGUGCAACAGCGACCUGACACGUGACGUGCAGCAGCAGAUCAUCGACAAGAUCGCRACGCUGGUGGAGAUCCGUGCCUACCCUGCUCUCCCGGAGUUGCUGAGCGUGGACGUUGCUGUCUCCGCGCUGGUUUUYCCUCCUGGGACGUUUGUCUCCACGUACGAGCUGGCCACCGGUGAGGCCCUGAAGGACCUGAAGAGUGCGGAGGAGAGCCUCCGGGAUCUCGUGUGCAAGUUGGGAGUGGAGGGGUACGAGAUCGSAAUGAAGGUGAAGUSGCAGUGGGCGACCUUGGAAGUGGAAGAACGMAAGASCAUAUACAAGUCGCUGUACACGAAGGGCGGGCUGGACGCCGUCAAGGCGGCCGCUGUGUUGGGCAGUGAGGUGAACUACGUGGAGUUGCUGGCCGCGGCCGUUGGAUCAAGCGUCUGCUGCCCGRCYGUUCCCCCWGUUCCCGARGCAGAGCUUUCCACGGCUGUGCGGAAGCUCCUGGAUAUCCUUGUCCUGGGGGCGGGCAUCGCCGGCUAUGAUCUGGGUGUGAAAAUCCUGAAGGAGUGGAAGUUUUUGAGCGCCGAGGAGCGCAAGAGUGUUUACACGGAUCUCCUCCGACUUGGUGGCGUCGAGGUUCUGGCCGCUGGCGCGAAACUCGCUCGCGAUCGCGUAUUUUUGGAGGAAUUGGUCGCCGUGGGCACUAAUCUKUCGUCSAAGSCAAGCGAUGUCUGCGACACCGCGGCGGAGAAAGCCUCGCAGCAACAGCAGGAUUUGCGACAGGUGGUGGUGUUGGCCGGCUGUGUUGGAUAUGAAUUGUCCGUGAGGCUUCUGUCGGAGUCMCUCUCUGUYKCAGACARGCGYGAKAUUUACUCGAAGCUUUUCGCAGAAGCGGGCCUCGAGGCCGUUCGAUUGGGUGUGUCACUUGCCAAGGACGCCGCUUUCGUGAAAGAAUUGACGGUUAUUGUCCAGGACCUCACUGUGUUCCUGUGCAAGGGAGGGUACUUGGACGAGUGCCCAGUUCCGGCUGCUUGCUUGCCGAAGCCCGAGGAGCCCGCGCCUCCGGCCUGCCCUCCCUGCGUGACUGAGUGUGUAACCAUCGCCACGAAAGUGGGAAAGGCUGCUUUGAGGGAUAUUGUUUGCGUCGCGGGCCUGCGGGGCUACGAGAUUUCCAUCCGUUUGGUGAAGGAGGCAGCCACAUUGUCGGCCUCUACAAAAUUGGAGCUCUAUGGCGAGUUGCUCGGCGAGGCUGGGCUUGAUGCGCUGAGGCUGGCGGCAGUGGUUGCAGGCGACCGUUGUUUCCUGGAUGAGCUGAAGAAAUUUGGCGAGGAGGCUAUCCUUUCCCAAGUGUUGUGUGCCACCAGGGAUACUACUUGCGACCGACUCAGGGAGCUGAUUUGCCUGACCAAUGCUGAAGGGUACCACCUGGGUGUGACGCUGGUGGAGAAGGUCACCGUACUCAGCGUUAAGGAGAGGCAUGAGAUCUAUGGAAAAAUCUAUGCCUUGGGCGGGUUGUCGGCGGUGAAGGCUGCAAUUGUUGCCGCGAAAGACAAGGAGUUGGCGGAAUCUCUGAAAGAGUUCACUGACAAGGUGACGGUCUCCAUCGUGGAGCUCGUCCUUGAAACCGUCUGCGUUAUUCCUCCCCCCGAAUGCAAGCCCGAGCCACCUGUCUGCCCGGCGCCACCUGUCUGUCCGGCUCCUCCUCCUGCCUGUCCUCCUCCUGCCUGUCCGGCUCCGCCUGCCUGUCCCCCACCGCCUGCCUGUCCCGCUCCACCUGCCUGCCCCGCUCCUCCAUCAUGCGACACUCUUAACGCGGAGCAGAAGAGAAUAAUCGUUGCGCUUUACUACUUGGCCGGUGAGGAUGAGGGAGUGAAGGCCUACGCCACCCAGCUCGCCUUGGAGGGCAAGAAGCUCGCCGACGAGAGCAAGAGGAAGCUUAUUGGCCACAUUAUCUGCCGAACGGGGCUCGACGGUGUCGACCUUGUGCAGGCCUUGAGUGAGGGCGCGUGUGUUCUUCCCAAAACCCACUGCUAAGUCGACAUUCAAGGUGCAUGAGACUAGUCCUCUGCAGAGACUGCAUUAAAGGUGCCAAGUAUAAUUAGCUAAUGCAACAGCAGGUGCCCCACCGACUGCGGCUUCUGCAGAGGCAGGCAGCGGUGCGGGAGACUAGUCAUCAAUCGAGAGAUCUUGUGAGUAGAUUCCGUAAAUAUUGCACAAGUCGCAUCAGAAGGCAGGGCAGCGAUUGAAGAAAGUGCGUCGUGUAGUUGUUUGGCCAGGGUACAAUCCGUCGAUACUGUUCACUCAAGACUCGAGAGUUCUUCGCCCUAGCGCGCUAUAAACUUGUUGUGAAGCGUGUAGUUGUUUGGCUAGGGUACAAUCCGUCGAUACUGUUCACUCAAGACUCGAGAGCUCUUCGCCCUAGCGCGCUAUAAACUUGUUGUGAAGCUGUGAGCAAUUGUGCGCAGAGAUGUAGUUUGCAGAGCUUGUGAAACGCGGUGUUAAGCAGUGAGUACUGAUCUCCGUGAAACAUGUCGUUGGAGUGUCUAUCUGUUUACGCUCCAUGUUCAUAUCUUGAGCGACGAAAAAUGUGCUGUUCCGUAAUGAGACAUGGUGUGUUGGUCUGCCGUUUCCCUAGUAGUAGUACAUAGCGAGUAGCUGGAACGUGCAUCUGAUGCAGAUUUCUAAUUUGCCUAUCCUUGUGUUGAAUGGCGUCCUUGAGAGAGGGGAACUGGAUAAUAGCUUUUAAGCUCAUAAUGAUCGCUGUGGAACUUGGUCGUUGAUUUGAAGGGCGACACCAUGGAUCACCAAUAUGUCCGAAUAAAAGCACUCUCUCCAUUCCCAAGGACCAACGUUCCGUUUCACUCUUUUGUACUAUGUCUGUCUGUCUUUUCCUUUAUGUCUUGCUGUCCCAUGUUCAACGGUUACCGACUGUGAAUCUGCCUAUGUU
Chara braunii is the source of this 5535-nucleotide messenger RNA. The record is from the annotation of a GenBank genome assembly. Lineage: Eukaryota; Viridiplantae; Streptophyta; Charophyceae; Charales; Characeae.